Molecule: messenger RNA, 1395 nt
Organism: Oncorhynchus kisutch (coho salmon)
Lineage: Eukaryota; Metazoa; Chordata; Actinopteri; Salmoniformes; Salmonidae
Product: serine/threonine-protein kinase fray2-like
Exons: 4
Source: RefSeq, a predicted model, not a curated record
AGAGAGAGAGAGAGAGAGAGACAGAGAGAGACAGAGAGAGAGAGACAGAGAGAGAGACAGAAACAGAGAGAGACAGAGAGAGACAGAGACAGAGAGAGACAGAGACAGAGACAGAGAGACAGAGACAGAGACAGAGCGAGAGAGAGAGACAGAGAGAGAGACAGAGAGACAGAGACAGAGAGAGACAGAGACAGAGAGAGACAGACAGAGCGAGAGAGACAGAGAGAGACAGAGAGAGACAGAGAGAGAGACAGAGAGAGAGAGAGACAGAGAGAGAGAGACAGAGAGAGAGAGAGACAGAAAGAGACAGAGAGAGAGAGAGACAGAAGAGAGAGAGAGAGAGAGAGAGACAGAGAGAGACAGAGAGAGACAGAGAGAGAGAGAGAGAGAGAGAGAGAGACAGCGAGAGAGAGAGACAGACAGAGAGAGACAGAGAGAGAGAGAGACAGAGAGAGAGAGAGAGAGAGACAGAGAGACAGACAGAGAGAGACAGAGAGAGAGAGAGACAGAGAGAGAGAGAGAGAGAGAGAGAGAGACAGCGAGAGAGAGAGACAGACAGAGAGAGACAGAGAGAGAGAGAGACAGAGAGAGAGAGAGAGAGAGACAGAGAGACAGAGAGAGAGAGACAGAGAGAGAGACAGAGAGAGAGACAGAGAGAGAGAGACAGAGAGAGAGAGACACCCUUUCUCUACUUCUUCUUCCAUCUCUCUAUUCCUUUCUUCCUCCCACUCUUCCUCUACCUCUCAUCCAAGCCUCCAGUAUCCCCUCCCUCUGCUCAACAGCAUCCAAGCCUCUAGUAUCCCCUCCCUCUGCUCAACAGCAUCCAAGCCUCCAGUAUCCCCUCCCUCUGCUCAACAGCAUCCAAGCCUCCAGUAUCCAAGCCUCCAGUAUUCCCUCCCUCUGCUCAACAGCAUCCAAGCCUCCAGUAUCCAAGCCUUCAGUAUCCCCUCCCUCUGCUCAACAGCAUCCAAGCCUCCAGUAUCCAAGCCUCCAGUAUCCGCUCCCUCUGCUCAACAGCAUCCAAGCCUCCAGUAUCCCCUCCCUCUGCUCAACAGCAUCCAAGCCUCCAGUAUCCCCUCCCUCUGCUCAACAGCAUCCAAGCCUCCAGUAUCCAAGCCUCCAGUAUCCCCUCCCUCUGCUCAACAGCAUCCAAGCCUCCAGUAUCCCCUCCCUCUGCUCAACAGCAUCCAAGCCUCCAGUAUCCCCUCCCUCUGCUCAACAGCAUCCAAGCCUCCAGUAUCCAAGCCUCCAGUAUCCCCUCCCUCUGCUCAACAGCAUCCAAGCCUCCAGUAUCCCCUCCCUCUGCUCAACAGCAUCCAAGCCUCCAGUAUCCCCUCCCUCUGCUCAACAGCAUCCAAGCCUCCAGCACAACAUCCAUCAAACUCCAUGGUAUAG